Messenger RNA from Linum trigynum, 1556 nucleotides. Lineage: Eukaryota; Viridiplantae; Streptophyta; Magnoliopsida; Malpighiales; Linaceae. The record is from the annotation of a GenBank genome assembly.
UGUGUUCUUAUGAUUAAUUUAUUUCUUGAGAAACUCCUAUACUGAGUUUCGCAGCUUAGAUUCUUAUUCUGUUGCGUUGUUCUCCCUGCAGGGGCUAUGUCUUUGCCGUCAGUGUGCACAGAGUUCAACUUCUUCUUCAGGUACUAAGUGUUAAGCGUUUUCAUCACCAACAGCAGCAACAGCAGCAGCCAAACUCUGCUACAUCCCAGGAAGAACUCACUCAACCCGAGAUCAGCGAGAUCUGUGACUAUUUCAGUCGUCGUGUCGCGUCUGAGCCAUAUGAUGCUUCCCGUGUUGCAUCAUUCAUCACCCUCCUCACACUCCCUAUAUCAGUCCUGAGAGAAUUCCUGAAGCUAAUCGCAUGGAAGAAAGGACUUGUACAGGCGGCUCAAGGUGGUGGAGAAAUGGCUCCUGUACAGAAACCCCGUAUCGAGCUAUGCCUUGAGAAUCACAAUGCCAGAGGAAAUCAAGACGAUAAUAGUUCGUCAGUAGCCAAGAGCAAUAUCCACUACAAUCGGCCGCAUAAUUCGGUUGAUUUCGCACUCACCGUGGUCCUCGACCCAGCUCAUGUGCCUCACAUCAAUGCAGCUGGCGGUGCAGCUUGGCUGCCCUACUGCGUCUCAGUGAGAUUGCGGUACUCAUUUUUGGAUAAUCCGAAUGUCUCUUUCCUCGGGAUGGAAGGAAGCCAUGGAGGGCGAGCUUGCUGGUUGAAAGGUGACGAAUGGGAGAAGUGUAAGCAGCGGGUUGCAAGGACGGUGGAAGUGAGUGGUGGUUCUUCAGGAGGGGAACGUGAUCUCAGUCAGGGAAGGUUGAGAAUAGUAGCAGACAAUGUGCAGAAGACGUUGCAUUUGUGUCUGCAGGGAUUGAGAGACGGCGGCAACGGUGGAGUUACUUCGAGCCCUGGGCUGACAUGAGCGACUCUGAUGCUUCGAGACAUUUAAGACGUGGUUGUGAUUGUUGGGUCUUUCCCGUGGGAUCAUCGUCUCAUGCAAUUUUGUCGACCGACUUACCGAGCAGAAACACAACUGGAGCUAUGAGGAUGAAGACUUGGACAUUUGAAUGGAUAGGGUGGUGGGUUCCUUCCGUGAAGUAGAUUUUUUUUUUUUUUUUUCUGGGGCAUCUACAUAAUCUUUUAGCAGGUAUCUGAAAAAGUCGUAGUCGGGUUGAAAGGUUGCCAUUCGAGCAUCUUGUCUUGCAGCAAAGUCGGGUCCCUUGUACAGAAAUGAUACGCAGUUUGGAUGAUUAAUUUGUAAAAAAGAAGUAACGGUGGAAAAUUGUAUGAUUGGAGUUUGUAUAAUUUUUUCUGGACUUCUUCCAGUACUAGUUUGGAUGAUUAAUUGAAUCAUUAAUUCUACAACUAUAUUAUGAACGCUGAUCGCUGCCAAGAUGAAGAGAACUCAAGAAAAUACAACAUUAGUGCUGAUUGCUGCCCAUGAUAAUAGCCAAAGGAACCGUCAUCUCUACCGCAAUUCUGAGUCUCCGGUUUGCCCAAUAUGAGUAGUGUUGAUUGCUGCAGAUUAAGAUGGUGAAUGCUCAAGUAAAUCCAAAACAUGGGA